AUGACAGGCUUUUCAAAGGCUUUAACAUAUCGACAAGAUUUGCCGCCUCAGAGCGGUUAUACAUCAAUUCCUUAUAAACGUGUACCUGUUAGAUAUAUUCCACUAUGGCCAUUCGUUGGCCUUUGGGUGUUUUCAAAUAUUUACGGAUAUUGGAGAUACCAACAACAAAAGAAAAAAUAUUGGCAAACAGAAAUGGAACUAGAUGAAAGUCGUAAUUGUUGUGAAGCAGUGAUAUUGGCAGAACAAGAUCGACUACAAUUAACACAAUAUCGUCGUAACCGUGAUGAAGAAGAAAAAUUAAUGGCUGAUGUACCAGGCUGGAAAGUUGGAACAUGGUUCGGUGAACCGGUAUACAAAACGAAUGUCUUCUUUCCUGAUGUACCCAAUCCACUUGAUUAUUAUGGUGUUUCAAGACCAUCAACAUAUAAAAAACAAGUUAAUGAACCUCAGUUUUAUCUUCAAUAA
Molecule: messenger RNA, 465 nt
Organism: Didymodactylos carnosus
Lineage: Eukaryota; Metazoa; Rotifera; Eurotatoria; Philodinida; Philodinidae
Source: the annotation of a GenBank genome assembly